Messenger RNA from Epinephelus moara (kelp grouper), 2012 nucleotides. Its product is annotated as serine/arginine-rich splicing factor 11-like. NCBI's taxonomy places the organism in Eukaryota, Metazoa, Chordata, Actinopteri, Perciformes, Serranidae. Gene Ontology annotation, cellular component: nucleoplasm. Bases 177 to 1532 code for a protein of 451 amino acids. The transcript is spliced from 12 exons. The record is from RefSeq and is a predicted model, not a curated record. Gene Ontology annotation, molecular function: RNA binding.
UUUGGGAAUUACAAUAUGGCGGCGAUAUGCUACAGUGUGUUGAUGUAGUCGGAAGCUAACACCUAGCCUAGCUAAUUAUCACUAAACAAGCUGUUGUAAUAACCAGCGGGUACUCUGUACUUCAAGUUUCGUAGUUAACGGUAGUGUUUGUUGUUUUAACAGCUUCAGUCGGGAAAAUGAAUUACACAACGAAGGUGGUUCAGGUGACAAAUGUGUCGCCGAGCACAACAUCGGAGCAGAUGAGAACACUCUUCGGUUUUUUGGGAACCAUCGAAGAACUGAAGUUAUUUCCACCAGAUGAUUCUCCGAUGCCGGUGACAUCGCGGGUGUGCUUUGUGAAGUUCCAGGAGCCAGAGUCUGUUGGAGUGUCUCAACAUUUGACUAACACCGUGUUUGUGGACAGAGCGUUGAUUGUGGUCCCGUUCGCUGAAGGAUCUAUUCCAGAUGAGGCUAAAGCUUUGUCACUGUUGGCGCCAGCAAAUGCUGUUGCAGGGAUUUUGCCAGGAGGAGGACUUCUUCCGACGCCCAAUCCCAUGCCCAAUCCAUCUAUGGGAGGGAACCCUUUCGGUGCACCGAACAUGGACGCAAUGGCUGCAUUUGGAUUCCCAGGAGCCAACAUGAAUCCUCAGGCUGCUGAUCAGCUGUUGAAGUUCAUGACAGAUCCAAAACUGAAUCCUUUGGCUGCGGGCUUAAACCUCAGUGCAAGCCUGAAGGCUGACGCAUCUAAUAAGGAAAUCGAAGAGGCCAUGAAGAGAGUCAGAGAGGCCCAGUCGCUCAUUUCGGCUGCUAUUGAACCUGGAAAUAAGGAGAGCAGAAAGAGGCACUCUCGUAGCAGGUCCAGGUCCAGAAGGAGGAGGUCCAGAUCACGUUCAAGACACAGGCGAUCCAGGAGCAGAUCACGGCGACGGUCAAACUCCAGAAGCAGGAGGCGCUCUAAAAGCCCCCGCAGGAAGCACACUGAAUCCAGAGACCGAGGCAGGCGAUCUCCAAGCAGAUCCAGAGAUAGAAAGAAAGAAGAUUCAGGGAGGAGAAGAUCCAGAACGCCACCUAAAAGCUACAGUACAGCCAGGAGGUCACGCAGCGAGGAGCGGAGACGCAGAAGAAGUCGAAGCAACAGCAGAUCUCCUAAAAAGUCUCCCAAAAGAAGAACCUCCAGGUCUCCAUCUCCUCGAAGACACAAGAAGGAAAAGAAAAGGGAUAAGGAAAGGGACAGGGACCGCAAGAGUGAUAAAGAUCGCAGUCGCGAGGAACGUGAACGCUCCACCAGCAGGAAAAAGAAAAGUAAAGACAAAGAAAGAGAGCGAGAGAGAAAAUCAGAUGGCGAGAAAGGAGAUGUAAAGAUCACCAGGGAUUACGAUGAGGAAGAACAAGGCUAUGACAGCGAGAAGGAGAGGGAGGACAGGAAAGAUUCUGACGACUCUGCUUUGUCUCCUCAGUCUGUAGAAGGUAACAGCACAGCACGUCUUGUGAAGCAGGCCAAAGUUAACGGAGCUGACGAUCACCAUGAAGAGGACAUGGACGUCAGCGAUUAAACCGUCCAUCCUUCUUCGUCCCUUAUUAUCCCUCCCUUUUGGUUGUGAACAUAUUACGACUUUUGUCAAAUCUAAAAUGUGAAGUGAGCGUCAAAUGUAAAGUUUUUCGCACAGAAGAGCCAUCAACUCUUUUUGCGUACGUACAAUGCAGAAUUGUCAUUUUUUUUGCAGUCUGCCUGAUGACAUCAUCACAUUGCUUUAAAAGUACCCACUUGCUUUUUGACUCUACAAAAUGUAGUUUGUUAAAACUGGAAGUAGACUUGCUUUGCUUUUCUUGAGCUUGUGUUGUCGGGUUUUGUCACUUUUUCCCACAUACUGUAUCUUUUACAUUUUUGUUGAGUGUUGUGGUGUGUUGUUCAGGCCUCUCCCCCCACCUCCACCUUCUCAAACAGUUAAUGCAUUUGUUUGUUAUUUGAAAGUGUUGAUUGUUUUACCAAGGAUUUCUUUUAUAAUAAAGUCUAUUUGAAGAACCAAGACUUC